Messenger RNA from Auxenochlorella protothecoides, 555 nucleotides. RefSeq lists its product as hypothetical. The coding region runs from base 1 to 555 and encodes 184 amino acids. The transcript is spliced from 2 exons. The record is from RefSeq and is a predicted model, not a curated record. Lineage: Eukaryota; Viridiplantae; Chlorophyta; Trebouxiophyceae; Chlorellales; Chlorellaceae.
AUGGUUGAGCAGCCGACUUCCAUUGACGAGUGGGCUACCGCUAGCCUUGCCACAGCAAGGCCGGUACAGACCCCGGAGGUGCGGAGCUGGCCUGGCGGGGCCUGGCAAAUCUGGCCAGGAGUGCUUGGUAGUCAUCAUCGAGCCUGUGCGCUCACGCCCAUGUACCCCCAUCCCAUGGAACAGAUGUACGCCUGGUCUGAGUCGGACAGCGAGGAGGGGCUGCUCGGAGUCGAUGCGGGGUGCACCUUCGAGGGCGCAGUGAGCCCCGGGUUUACCACUGAGGAUGAGGAAGCGGAACUGGCCCGCCAGGCCGCGCGCCGUGGACCCCCUGCCAUGCCCAGCAUCUGCAUGGACGCAGACUGGCUCUACGAUCUGGGCCGUACCGUGCACGUCCCUGACGAUGUGGAUGCAAAUGAGGAGCUGCAGCAGGGCCCCGAGGAGGACGAGCCCGUCUCAUGGGAGAGGGUCGAGGCCGGGCCACUUGAGGCGCGGCGGGCGGCGCCCUUCAAGAAUGUGCUGCCCCCCAUCCAGCACUUGGGGCACGAGGAGUCUUGA